This is a messenger RNA of Haliaeetus leucocephalus (bald eagle), 756 nucleotides long. It is a transcript of the gene BSND, whose product is annotated as barttin CLCNK-type chloride channel accessory beta subunit. The transcript has 5 exons. The record is from RefSeq and is a predicted model, not a curated record. Gene Ontology annotation, cellular component: basolateral plasma membrane. NCBI's taxonomy places the organism in Eukaryota, Metazoa, Chordata, Aves, Accipitriformes, Accipitridae. Gene Ontology annotation, molecular function: chloride channel regulator activity. Gene Ontology annotation, biological process: chloride transport. The coding region runs from base 1 to 756 and encodes 251 amino acids.
AUGGCCGAGGAGAAGACCUUUCGUUAUGGGUUCAUCAUGCUGGGUUUUUUCCUGGUGAUGACGGGGAUGUUCAUCAUGAGCGUGGAAAAGCCCCAGAUCUACAUCACCUUCUGCGCCCUGGGUGUCCUGCUCGUAGCCGUGGGCAUCACCUGGAGCAUGUGCCAGUGCUACCCGAAGAUAAUGUUCACCCCUGUGGACCUUGAGGCCAAGCGGUUCCUGGACCACAAACCCAUCGUGCUGCUGGAGAGGGACACCCGCUUGCAGGCACCCUGCCCCAACCAAGAGGCCACCAGCACCUACGAGAAAAGCCCGCUGUCCUACGAGCAGAUCCAGAGGCAGGCGGUGGGCUCGGAUCCGCUCCCACCCACGGCCCAGCCCAGAUCCCGCAGCUGCUCCCAGUUGGCGGUGCAGGCGAGAGCAGAGGUCCACUGGGAGCUGGGGGGUGCUGGAGACUCCCCCCGAGAGCCAGCGCCUCGGCUGGAAACGGCGGCAGGCAGCUGCCCCCCCCAGCCAGCCGCAGGGGACGCGCCGCUGGCAUCCCUCCUGGAGGACAUGGACACGCCGUCGCUGGAAGGCUCUGUGCCCGGCAGCCCCGUGCCACGGGGCCGAUCUCCCCCACCCUCCCCGGCGGGGGGACGGCACCCCGGUUCUCCCCGCAAAGGCGCUGGGGAGGAGGGUGACCUUUAUUAUGGGCUCCAAGAGGGGUCGGAUGCUCUGCUCGAGGAUAGCGACCACCUUUUUGAGCCUGAAAACUGA